Messenger RNA from Coregonus sp. 'balchen', 14744 nucleotides. The record is from the annotation of a GenBank genome assembly. NCBI's taxonomy places the organism in Eukaryota, Metazoa, Chordata, Actinopteri, Salmoniformes, Salmonidae.
UGACCUCCAUACAAAAACUCCUUGUUUGAUUGGCGAAACAACGAAAAAACGCCACCUGCUGGAAAGAGACAGAUUUUCCUCCGAGUUGGGCCUCCUCCUUCCUCUCUGUGGAAACCAAGGUCUCAAGUAAAUUAGCCUGACGUGUCGUGAAACAUUAGAGGAACUGUCGCGACAGUGUCGUCCAUUUACAGCGUCCCGCCAUUUUAAGUUGAGGACAAAAUCUUUUUUUCUCCUGGCGAGAAGCUAACCAAGCUGAAGCCACUUUAUCUUUCACUUUGGCUGAAGUAUAUUCAUCUGUGGGAAAACAACUUGCUUUGAACAAGGAGAGUGCACGCUCUUAUUCCACGUUGCCUGAUUUGGGCUCUCGGAGUUUUAAAGGGAUUGAAUGAAGAGUUGAGGUGAGUGGGACAGAAAUGUGUAGUGCCCCUGAGUCUGAGUUGAGGCACGAGGCCUACGCUGGAUAGUGGUUAGCGGUUUGCUAGAUAACUAAACUGGAAUAUGUAACGUUAACUAAAAUCUACCUGUUAAACUGUACCAUAUUUGCACCAUAUUUCGUUUUAGAUAUCUCGUCAUACUGCAAUUAAUUAGCGUAAAGCUUUGGUGGAUUGACUAACUAACGUUAGCCAGGUGGGUCCAUUGUUUGACUGCGUUGUUAGCUAACGUUAGCCUCAGUUAGCCCACCACAGUGAUGUCUAGUCGGAAGCCAGACAACUAGUUCUAAAGGCGUCGUCAUGAUUCUCAUCUGAAACAGUUCGGAACAGUUCGUGCGUAUAUUAUGACAUUUUGUGACUUGUUUUUUCUUCAACAGUGCAAUUGCGGCCCGCAAUUCUGGGCGUUCCUGCAAAUGGGCAUUCCUACAUCUGCAGGAACACCUAUACUUUUAUUGGUCAAUUUUCAAGUUGCGGGAGGUGGGGGCGCUCCAGUACAGUAGGUGUAAUUAAUGAACAAUAACGUUGGAUGCCAACAGCAGAUAAAACUCACAGAAGGGGCGGUGGUGACCACAGUAGCUAGCUAGCCGUACACUGGUAAAGAGGUCUGCUUGAAACAUGUUUUCCUGCCGUUCAUUUAACGGCGAGGGUAGGUGUUCGGCAGGCGGGAGUAAAGGACACUGUGUACUAGCUUAACCCUAAGGAGGACUUUGGUACACGGGAGGUGGGGGCUUGUGCUAGUGGGUGGCGGGGAGAGUCAUCGCCCUCGCCUGUCGGGCACGGUUGUCUCCGGUACGCGGGGGCGACACUGUGUGCUAGCUAACUAGCACGCUUUCACACGGCGUCGCUAACUAAAUUCAGCAAAAAAAGAAACGUUCUCUCACUGUCAACUGCGUUUAUUUUCAGCAAACUUAACGUGUAAAUAUUUGUAUGAACAUAACAAGAUUCAACAACUAAGACAUAAACUGAACAAGUUCCACAGACAUGUGACUAACAAAAAUUGAAUAAUGUGUUCCUUAACAAAGGAGGGGGGGGGGGGUCAAAAUCAAAAGUAAGUCAGUAUCUGGUGUGGCCACCAGCUGCAUUAAGUACUGCAGUUCAUCUCCUCCUCAUGGACUGCACCAGAUUUGCCAGUUCAUGCUGUGAGAUUUUACCCCACUCUUCCACCAAGGCACCUGCAAGUUCCUGGACAAUGGGAUUGAGAUCCAGGCUCUUUGCUGGCCAUGGCAGAACAGACAUUCCUGUCUUGCAGGAAAUCACGCCCAGAAUGAUUAGUAUGGCUGGUGGCAUUGUUAUGCUGGAGGGUCAUGUCAGGAUGAGCCUGCAGGAAGGGUACCAUGUGAGGGAGGAGGAUGUCUUCCCUGUAACGCACAGCGUUGAGAUUGGCUGCAAUGAAAACAAGAUCUGUCCGAUGAUGCUGUGACACACUGCCACAGACCACCUCCAAAUCAAUCCCGUUCCAGAGUACAGGCCUCGGUGUAACGCUCAUUCCUUCGACGAUAAAUGCAAAUCCGACCAUCACCCCUGGUGAGACAAAACCGCGACUCGUCAGUGAAGAGCACUUUUUGCCAGUACUGUUUGGUCCAGCAACGGUGGAUUUGUGCCCAUAGGCGACGUUGUUGCCGGUGAUGUCUGGUGAGGACCUGCCUUACAACAGGCCUACAAGCCCUCAGUCCAGCCUCUCUCAGCCUAUUGAGCACAGUCUGAGCACUGAUGGAGGGAUUGUGCGUUCCUGGUGUAACUCGGGCAGUUGUUGUUGCCAUCCUGUACCUGUCCCGCAGGUGUGAUGUACCGAUCCUGUGCAGGUGUUACACGUGGUUUGCCACUGCGAGGACGAUCAGCUGUCCGUCCUGUCUCCCUGUAUCGCUGUCUUAGGCGUCUCACAGUACGGACAUUGCAAUUUAUUGCCCUGGCCACAACUGCAUGCCUCCUUGCAGCAUGCCUAAGGCACGUUCACGCAGAUGAGCAGGGACCCUGGGCAUCUUUCUUUUGGUGUUUUUCAGAGUCCGUAGAAAGGCCUCCUUUUCCACAUUUUGUUACGUUACAGCGUUAUUCUAAAAUAUUAUUUAUUUCUCAGCAAUCUACACACAAUACCCCAUAACGACAAAGCGAAAACAGGGUGCUAAUUUAGAAUUUAAAAACGUAUACCUUACUUAAGUAUUCAGACCCUUUGCUAUGAGACUCAAAAUUGAGCUCAGGUGCAUCCUGUUUCCAUUGAUCAUCCUUGAUGUUUCUACAACUUCAUUGGAGUCCACCUGUGGUACAUUCUAUUGAUUGGACAUGAUUUGGAAAGGCACACACCUAUCUAUAUAAGGUCCCACAGUUGACAGUGCAAGUUAGAGCAAAUACCAAGCCAUGAGGUCAAAGAAGUUGUCCGUAGAGCUCCGAGACAGGAUUGUGUUCAGACACAGGUCUGGGGAAGGGUACCAAAAAUGUCUGCAGCAUUGAAGGUCCAAAAGAACACAGUGGCCAAUACUCUUCCUAGAGCUGUCCGCCAGCCAAACUGAGCGAUCAGGGGAGAAGGGCCUUGGUCAGGGAGGUGACUAAGAACCUGAUGGUCACUCUGACAGAGUUCCUCUGUGGAGAUGGGAUAACCUUCCAGAAGGACAACCAUCUCUGCAUCACUCCACCAAUCAGGCCUUUAGGAAGCAACUCCUCAGUAAAAGGCACAUGACAGCCCACUUGGAGUUUGCCAAAAGGCACAUAAAGAUUCUCAGACCACGAGAAACAAGAUUAUCUGGUCUGAUUGAACUCUUUGGCUUGAAUGCCAUUAAUCACGUCUGGAGGAAACCUGGCACCAUCCCCAGUGAAGCAUGGUGGUGGCAGCAUCAUGCUGUGGGGAUGUUUUUCAGUGGCAGGGACUGGGAGACUAGUCAGGAUCGAGGGAAAGAUGAACGGAGCAAAUACAGGGAGAUCCUUGAUGAAAACCUGCUCCAGAGCCAGACUGGGGCAAAUCCCGAUCGAACAUCUCUGGAAAGACCUGGAUCUGCAGAGAAGAAUGGGAGAAACUCCCCAAAAACAGGUGUGCCACACUUGUAGCGUCAUACCCAGUAAGACUAGAAGCUGUAAUCGCUGCCAAAGGUGCUUCAACAAAGUACUGAGUAAAGAGUUUGAAUACUUGUGAUAUUUCCGGGGGGUUUCUAUUUCUAAAUGUGCACACACAAAAUCUAGAAACCUGUCAUUCUGGGGUAUUGUGUGUAAAAAAAAAAAAAAAAAAACUACAAACAAUUUAAUCAAUUUUAGAUUAAGGCUGUAAUAUAACAAAUGUGGAGAAUGUCAGGGGGUCUGAAUACUUUCCGACGGCACCGUGUGUGUACUCGAAGGUGAUCUUGGCAGCAUUCUUACGCUUUCUUGUCAUCACACCUGGUCCGCUUCCUCAGACCGUAAUUGUGGGCUAUUCUUUGGGUGCUGAAAUUUGUGGUUUUUGAUAACUUCAUUUUAUGUGAUGUUGGAGCUUCAGUCCACCCACACUAGUCACAGCUCAACUCGAUAGUAAAUUGUGGAGUUGCAUUUAGUUGGCUGCUAACUAUACUGAACAAAUAUACGCAACAUGUAAAGUGUUGGUCCCAUGUUUCAUGAGCUGAAAUAAAAGAUCCCAGAAAUGUUCCAUAUGCACAAAAAGCUAUUUUCUAAUUUGUGCACAUUUGUUUACGUCCCUGCUAGUAAUAAUUUCUCUUUUGGCAAGAUAAUCCUCCACCUGACAGGUCUGGCAUAUCAAGAAGCUGAUUAAACAGGAUGAUCAUAACACAGUUGCACCUUGUGCUAGGGACAAAAUGUGCAGUUUUUUUUACACAACAUAAUGCCACAUGUCUCCAAGUUUUGAGCUUGCAAUUGGCAUGUUGACUGCAGGAAUGUCUUAACAGAGCGGUUGCCAGAGAUUGAAUGUUAAUUUCUCUACCAUAAGCUGCCUCCAUCGUUUUAAGAGAAUUUGGCAAUACGUCCAACUGGUCUCACAACCGCAGACCGCGUGUAACCAUGCCAGCCCAGGUUCUCCACAUCUAACUUCUUCACUUGCUGGAUUGUCCGAGACCAGCCACCCGGACAGCUGAAGAAACUGUGGGUUUGCACAACCGAAUAAUUUCCUCACCAGGGUCUUGACCUGACUGCAGUUCGGCGUCGUAAUGCUGGAGAAGUGUGCCCAUCACAGAUUAAUCCCAGUUUCAACUGUACCGGGCAGAUGGCAGACAGCGUGUGUGGGGGAGCAGUUUUCUGACGUCAACGCUGUGAACCGAGUGCACAGUGGUGGUGGGUUUAUGGUAUCGGCAGGCAUUUAGCUACGGAGAACUGACACAAUUGCAUUUCAUCGAUGGCAAUUUGAAUGCACAGCGAUUCCGUGACGAGAUCCUGAGGCCCAUUGUUGUGCCAUUCAUUUGCCGCCAUCUCCUCAUUUUUCGGCGUAAUGCACUGCCCCAUGUUGCAAGGAUCUGUACUCAGUUCCUGGAAGCUGAAAAUGUCCCAGUUCUUCCAUGGCCUGCAUACUCACCAGGCAUGCCACCCAUUGAGCAUGUUGGGAUGCGCUGGAUCGAUGUGUACGGUGGAGUGUUCCAGUUCCCGCUGAUAUCCAGCAACUUCGCACAGCCAUUGAAGAGUGGGACAACAUUCCACAGGCCACAAUCAACAGCCUGAUCAACUCCAUGCAAAGGAAAUGUCGUGCUGCAUGAGGCAAAUGGCGGUCACACCAGAUACUGACUGGUUUUCUGAUCCACGCCUCAAUUUUAUUUUUUUGUAUCUCUGACCAACAGAUGCAUCUGUAUUCCUGGUCGUGAAAUCCAUAGAUUAGGGCUUAAUGCAUUUAUUUCAAUUGACUGAUUUGCUUAUGAACUGUAACUCAAUGAAGGCUUUGAAAUUGUUGCGUUUUUAUAUUUCUUUGUGUGGUAUGUGUAUAUAACCAGUAAUCAACCUAAAACAUUCACUAUUCCAGCUAGCUAGCUAUCCUUGUAAAUGUUGACGAGUUAACUUGUGACUUUCCAGCCUUCAUUUAACUUGAAGCCUCCAGGUAAGGGAAGAUUGAGCAUUGUUUGGCAACAUUGAUCAAUUCUCUUACACACUAGCUUCAAAGCUUGUUCCACACAUGAAAAUAAGAUGUUACCUUACCUUGCUAGCUACGUGGAAGUAAUUUAGGUAGCUUUGCAGCAGAAAUUGAGCUGCACAUGGUUAUCACGAUGUUCUUCCAAGCCUUUGUGGCUCUGUCCACACUGCCUAAUGGCAACACUGAUGCAACUCUGUCUGCAUAUUAUCAGUAACUAUGUAGUUUGUAAACUAAAUCUCUUUCUCGCUACAGGUGAAAGAUGACCCAGUUUUUACCCCCCAACCUGCUGGCCCUAUUUGCGCCGCGGGACCCCAUACCAUUUCUGACGCAGUUGGAGAAGCUGCCCCAUGAGAAACACCACAACCAGCCAUACUGUGGCAUUGCUCCCUUCAUCAGGCACUUUGAGGUAAGGCAAACCUACCUAGCCCUUGUACAAUUACUCUUCAUGAAUGAGAUGGAUAUUUGGCUAUUUGGUAUAUUAUUUGAUUGAAUGCCUUUGGCCCUCUACCUUUUUAUUAGCCUAACUUUUGGACUGUUUUGAUAGGACCCCAGAGAUGCCCCUCCCCCUACUAGGGCAGAAACUCGUGAUGAGAGGUUGGAGAGAAAGGUGAGACAAUUGGAAGAGGGGUCAUUCCCCCUUGUGGCCAUUUCUUUUCACUUUUAGUCUCUGAAACCUUCAGUGCAUAUCUGAAUAAGAUUGGAUAAGUGGAAAUCUUCAGUAUGGUGUACUAGUACAUGGCUUUAAUUUACAUGUACAGUAACCAUUUGUGGAUUGAGUGAGGGGCCUAGCUAACUCGUUUCUGUUUUACAGAGGAGGGAGAAGAUCGAGAGGCGGCAGACGGUUGUGGAGACAGAACUGAAGCUCUGUAAGUUGACAUGGAUGAGCUUUUGUGACAUUUCAUAGGAUUUACUGAAAGUUGGUCAGGUUGUUAUAUUUGGUUCUGCCUUCUUCCAGGGGAUCCACACAAUGACCCCAAUGCUCAGGGGGAUGCCUUCAAGACCCUGUUUGUGGCUCGCGUGGUAAGUGUGUAUUAUACAGGCUACCUUCCAUGUCCCAUGGCAUCUUUACCUUCUCUUCCAUCCUGUCUUGGCCACAGACUAAAACCGGGUAGUGAAUAAUAACAAAUGAAGCACACGUACACCACAAUAAAAUGAAAACCAAGCAUCCACUUCUUGAAGCAUGUCUUAUAUUUUCUAUCGGAUGGUAUGUAGCCCAGAAGUGUUUUCUGAAGACAAUUCUAAGACCAAACUGCCAGUGAAGUGUACACCUGUUGUAUUUCGUACAUGUGACAAAUAACAUUUUAUUUGUAAAGAGUUUUCCUGCCAAGUUCUGAUGGAUAGAUGUUAACUGUGAUAUCAUUGCUGCAGAAUUAUGACACAACAGAAUCCAAGCUUCGCCGUGAGUUUGAGGUCUACGGCCCCAUCAAAAGGGUACGUUGUCUUGGUCUCCUAAACCAUCUUUUGGGUCCUUAUUGUCCAUUUUUGGCAGUUGGUCCUCUGCUCCCCCCCCCCCAGCUUGUGCAGCUAGCGUUAUUAUAGUCGCUCUCUCUUCCAGAUUUACAUCGUCUACAACAAGCGGUCAGGGAAGCCCAGAGGAUACGCCUUCAUAGAGUACGAGCACGAGAGAGACAUGCACUGUGAGUACCACGAGAGACCAACCCCCUCAUAACCCACCUUAUCUCAAAUGGGAGUCUGCAUGCUGGGAGGGUACGUAGGUGGGAUAGUAUUUGUUGAAGGAUUCGUGUAAGCGAGACAUGAACAAGAAGGUACCGAAAGAAAUGCACCAGAUCAAUUUUGGGAGCUUACAAAAAUUGUUGUAAUUUCACUAUAGCUUUACAAGUUGUAGCAGUUGGUGUUGCUGACUAUUAAUUAACAUCAGCACCUUAUACUCUUGCCUAGUGUAGGAGGAACCCUCUUGACUGAGUAGCACCUUUUUUUAAGGAGCAAACUGACUAGGCUCUGUUUUUAAAAUGUGGUUAUUUUCUGUACUGCACUAGCAGCUUAUGCUGUCCUUGGUGUGAUUUUCCCAUUGAAGGGCCAUGAUGGACGAUGGUGUCACAUUUAUCCAUAGUCCUAGGCCAACUCUUAAUAUCUGCCAAAAAUAAAAAUACAAUUUUCACACUGCUGAGCCACACCGUGCUGUACUGCGCUGGCCUGAUUACGCUGCGAGGACAUGGUGAAGAGAAAGUAUCCAAGCCAGCAGAGUAUGGUUUGGAUUGGCACAAUGGUGAGAGAAGGAGAACUAGCUAGCAAGUAGGCUUGGGCGGUAUCCAGAUUGUCAUACCUUCAUACCAACCUUGUGCCAUACAGGGAUAUUCGGUAAUAACCGGUACUGAACACAAGGGGCGCUGUUUUCAAACCCCACUCAUACUCUGUAAUCUGAAGGUUAGCAAUGCUAACAAGUACAUGUAAAAUGCCAUAGAAAAUGCUAAUGACCACAUUGCGAACAUUUUGUACAGUUUCUGACCUAAACUAUAAAAGUAACUCAAAUGCUACACAGUUUGCUGCAUGCACAAAACCAAUAUUAGCCAGCAAGGCUCUUGAUCCAGGAGGGGAUUCUCUGCUUUUACCAAGUGAAUGCUUGAUUUUGGAAGAAACUAACCACUUAGCUAGAUAGCUAACUAGCUACUAAAUUAGCAAACCCAACGCAAAACUGCAGAACAGUUAGCACAUUUUAGACUUAACAUUUAGACUUACCAUACAGUAAUUAGAUCACCUGUCGCAUGUAGCACAACAGUGAGUGACUCACAAGGCUCCGGUCUCGUAGUUUGCUUGUAAACAAACACCACGUGACUGGGGACUACCAUAAGCUUCAUAAUAAUGUGACUGGUGAAAUGAACGCAAUGUUCUUUAUCUCCUAAAAUAUUGCACAAGUUGACUGCAGGUAUCUACUUACGUAGCUACAAAUAUUCAAAUCGAUUAAUACAACUUCAAAUAAAUAGUUUCAAACGGUAUUGACGGUAUUGACAAACCAUCCUGUGGCUUUUUCCAAAAACCCUGGUAUACGUAUACCACCCAAGCCUACUGGCAAGGGGUUUAAAAAUAUGAACCCACAGUCCACACAAGUUAAAGAUACAAGUCUGAACACAAGGGUCUCCAAAAUCCAUCCAUCCUUUUUAUUUUCAAAACUUUGAGUUUAGAAUGGCGAAAUGUUAUUAAUUAGGGGAAACAAGGUGCUGCGUGAGGGUUGUGUGAUGUUUGUCGUGUUUGUGGUGCAUGAUGAUCUCUUGACUAACUCAAAUACGGCUGUGAAAGGGUUUCUGUACUGCACUUGUCUGAGUGAGUGCAGUUAGUCCAGCCAUGGCACUUCUCCUAUGUGGCGGUGGGAGGGGUGGGAAGGUUUGGCCUAUGUUUUGUAUGCACAAACAACUAAGCCUUGUUCUUCUGGUCACCUUGAAUGCCUUUGCUUGCUGUAGGUUAGGCCUGUAAUAGUUAGGAGUGCUAAGUCAUCUGUGGAACAGGUGGGUUUCCUGGUUGGACCACCAACUGUAAGCUACAGUCACCAACAGGCUAGUGCCCCCUAACUUGUCUGGUUAACUUGGGUACCCUCAUCUCUGUGCUUUUGUGUGACACUAGGCCAUUUCUAUCAGCUCAUAUCAGUGGUCCUCAACCCUGGUCCUGGCGAGCUACCAUGCCCGCUGGUAUUUUUCUCAUUGAUUUAAUUUAUUUCAAUGAUCAUGCAGACGGGUGUUCCAGGUGUAAAUCGGUUGCUCACUAAGAUUGCUGCUUACUGGCCACCUUCCAGGCCGACUACAUUGUAGUCACUUGCCAGAUCUCGCAACACCUGGGAAGGUGUUUUACAUAUCAGAAAACCAAAUCAUAUAAAAUAAGAAUCUGAUGCUUGACUGCUAGUUGGUGACGAGGCAGGUAUCUGCACAGCGCGACUGCAAUGUAGCUUGCCUGGAACGUGGCCACUGAUUUCAUUGCUGGAACACUUGGGGUCAUGCAUCCAGGGUGCAAUGAACAGGCAGGGAAUAGUGUUCCCCAGGACCAGGGUCGCCCACCCUUGGUAUGAUGUGACUCAGGUGAGGGUUGACUUGUGAGGGGAUGUCUAUGCUGGCUCUGUAGUGUAUUAACUGUUUUGUUGUUCUCAUUGCCACUGCAGCCGCCUAUCUGUGAUGGCUAUUGGCCAGAGCUGGCUUGCAGAUGAUGAUGGUUAUGAUACAUCUACACCCUACUACCACAGCUCAGUAUAUGGUUGGUAUGAUGGGUUUGUAUGAUGGGUAAGCUUUCUUUCCACCCUCCACCCUCCUAUUUAGGGAAGAGGAGCUACGUUCAAUGGGCAAAGCACAUUUUUGAAGCUGCUUAAAUGUUGCCUGAACAAUAUUGACAUUGGUAAGACAGAGCUGGUGCUUUGACCAUUGAACGCACCCCCAGGCCAUUAGUCAGUUAAUGGGUGCCCUGUGAGUUUUCCUUUUGUGUUAAAGCCACCUCCGAUGUAUCCCUUUUAGCACUUUUACAUAUCGGCCUAAGAGCUUUUACUAUUUGGAUUAUUUUAGUUGUCUGAAACAACAGCAUUUUAGCAAGUUGUCUCUUGCAUAAUCAUUAAGAAAAGGACAAUCUUUUGCAUAACGUUGCGUCAAAAAGAUCACAUGCCCAAGACAAAAUCCCCUAGCAUUGUAAGUUAAGGUCCUUUCUUGUGUGCGUCGAGCUGGCUUUAAUGGAAUAGGCUUACCACGGGACUCUAACCACUUUUACAGCAAGGCACAUAAUUAUGCACAUGUAGCUUUGCCCCUACUAUAUAACUAGGCAAGAGCAGAUGCCAACAAGAGCAUAGCAAUAGUUCAUUCAGACAUGGCAGUCAUCUCACCCCCAGAUCUUCUUUACCACAGCUGAUAUUAAGGAUCAGGUGUAUACAGCUAAUAGAACCAGUCUAGGGAGGAAACAUGUCACCACUGGAACUAGCCUACAUUUUAUUCUAGCCUACACCAAACACUUCUCAUUUUCUCUAGAUGCAUACCUUUCUGUUUCUUAAAAGAACCUUUUGAUAUGCACCAUAUGUGUGCUUGUAUAGUAAGAUUGUAUUUAGGCCUUUUAUUCAAGUCGUUUUGGGGGUUGAGGUAAGGCAACCCCCCUUUUUGAGUGAAGUCAUCUCUGAUUGGUUGAAGGUUAUGGUUUGUGGUAAGACAAACCCGGAUUGGUUAGGUUAGUGAGGGGUUGUGGUAAGGCCCCUUGGUAGUAUACACCUGUGAGGUGUCAUGAAAGUACAGUGAUAAUUUGCUGUGCUUUAGAGGGGGUUCUGGUAAGGCCCUCUGAUUGGCUAUAAAAGCGAGGGGUUCUGGUAAGGCCUUUUGAAUGGUUAAGCGAGUGGUUCUGGUAAGGCCCUCUGAUUGGAUAUAAAGAGGAAAAGAGACCUCUGUGCCGUUUCCCAUUGGAUCGUCUUCCACCAGUGUAGAGGCCAGGAUGGGUCAUCGUGGAUCUCGCCGAAUUCUUCGGUCAUAAGAGACUGAUCCCAAGACUGUCUGGGCCAAGGGAGUAUAUAUAUUUGUGUGUGUUCUGAGUUUGAAUCAGAAGUUGCAGACUGGUGUUAAAUCUGGCAGAAGCAGGAGACUGCCAUGUUGACUGGCAACUGGAAGCCCUAUGCUCCGGAAGGUUCUAAGUUCGACACUGCGCUCGUGUCCAGGCGGUGGUAAGAUAGUUGGUGAAAAACAAACACAGCAGCCCAUAAAGCCCCAACUAAGGUAUGUGCACAUGGUCACAUUUAACUCAUGACACAUUUGCUCAUAUCGCGAUGCCCCCCUCCCCUAUAUCUCCCCCUCCAGACAAGUAUUACAAGCAGGUCAGAGGUUGUAUGUAAGGCAACCAAAUGUACACUAGCCUCACUAGAGUCUGAAGCACAACAUGUAUUGGGUAAGAAGAUGUUGGUGUAAUAAGCAGCAUUACCAUACAAGGCUGUGUAUUCUGGCAAUCAGAGUAAAUAUUCAGAAACUCAAACCAAUGUGUCACUGGUAUUUUAUUUCUCACUGAACCGGGAAGGGGUUGGGGUAAGAACACCAGGAGUGGUGUGUGGUUGUGCCAGUGACGACGGCUGUCGCAGGACGUGUCUUAAGGUGUUACGCUUUGAACACACCGACUGUCGUUGCGCAAAAUAGUAUGCAGCAUAAUCUAGAUAUGUGUGCAACAAAAGGAAAACAUUCACCUUCUGCUACCAUUUCUGUCAACUCGUUUACGCAUACAGUUUGACGCAUACGUUUGAUAAUUCCAAUGUAUGCACCACACAGAUCGCACUGCAACUGCAUCUGCAACGCAAUGCUGCAAGGCAAAUGCAGCGUUCCAUUGGAAAUUAAUGUGCUUCUGGUGUACCAAAACGCAAUGGCGCAGUCGGUGUGUUCAAAGCGUCAGCGUUUCUGUGUCUGUAAAAUUAAUUAUGUGCGAAAUGGCGGUGAAAAUGCCUUUAUGUGCAAAUAUUGAAAUAAUUAGCAUCUUAUCGAAGUAAACUUGGAGUCAAGCGACGAUAUGGUGUGUGGUUCUCCCACUAUUAGGCUACAGAUAAAAUAUAUGGAAGAUGAAAUUCACAGGGUGGUGAAAGUGCACGAUGAUGAGCUUUAUUCUUCUUUCCAAUAAAUAUCGAGGGUCUUAUAUUGGUGACAUGAUGAUCGAUACUUGACUGCCGUUUGUCAAAAUAUUCUCUCUUAUCCAUUUUCUUGUGUAGACUAGCCUACCCGAGCUGUUGGCUAGCGCGCAUGUGCCAAGACCAGCGUAGGCACAUUUGAUAUUAAAUGCAACAGUAUUUGUGACAACCGUCAGUAGUUGAAAAAGCGUUUUAAUUUUUUUUUAUUCAAUACAUGACAACUUAAGCGGGAAAAGUACACUUCACAUUUUCUUUAUGCAGAUUUUUGAAUAUUUGCAUUAAAAUCUGACGGCAAUUGGAUGGAAUCCUAGCUACUGGUAGAAAAUCCCCAAUUCCACCUAUAAGUGGUUAGACGUGCUUUUGUAAGUGAAGUGGGUGUCUGUCUGGCCCAUGGGGGUGACUCCUAUUCACUGUUCCUUCUGGGUAAGAGGUUGUAAAUGUGACAACUGUGAACAUGCACAAAUGCAAUUCUCAUCAAUUUGGAUAUUUAAUUAUUGUCAUCUGAUUUAUUUCAAGUGAUGGGCUCUCAAACGCAUUCCACAUCAAAGUACUGUCAACUGCUUGGUACCCUGGGUAUAAACACUAACAUUUUAGCUUCAAGGUUAAAUGAGCCAUGCAACAGUAAGAGGUUGACCCUCUUCAACUAAUGUGGUCACUACUUGACCUAAGUAAGAUUUAAAUGAUUUUCGGUCUCUGGUGCUCCACAGAAACCAUACAUGACACAGAGCAAUCAUAUAGGCCUGACUUCAAUGUUUUGUUUGAAUUUGAAUUGUUUGAACAUUUUGGAAGACAGUUUUUGGUCAACUUUUAUCUACUAUACCGGCUCACUUGUAAUUUGCAGCUAGAAUGGAUUUCUUAUUCUAUCCCUCUUUAGCGUUUCAAAAUUGAUUUACGGAAAUAAAGUGUUUCACAACAAAAUACUUAAACGGUGGUACAUCUUCAAAAAAAAAAGAAAGAUGUGCAGGUAAAUGCUGCAUUUAGUGGUGGGAAAAGGGUCUACUACUACAUGGUCUGUCUGCCCAGAGAGCAGCUCCACACUACCUCACCUGCUCCUGGUCAGUAUAUGCAUGCACUCUUUGUUAUCUUUACCUUUUUGAAAUGGCAGAGCUCCAACUUAUCCUUCUCUACCUUUUUCUUUCAUCACCCCCCCCCCCCCCCCCCCCUCCCCCUCCAGCCGCCUACAAGCAUGCAGACGGGAAGAAGAUCGACGGGAGGAGAGUGCUGGUGGAUGUGGAGAGAGGCCGCACUGUGAAGGGAUGGCAGCCCCGCAGGCUAGGUGAGGAACUGAACAUUAUCUCUGUGACUGCAUAAUUAUCCAUACUACAGUCAUGCCUUUUUAAAAUCUUAACACUGAAUUCACUGAAUGUUUUGGAACAUCUGAUUCUCUUCAAAUUGGCAUUUGCCGGUUAUGAAUCCUUUAAAAUAUUUUAUUUGUCAGUUUAAAUACAUAAAUCAUAGACAGGAAAUGAAUGCAUCACAAUGAGCCCUGUUUUCUGUCUCCAACCAGGUGGUGGUCUUGGUGGGACGAGGAGAGGCGGGGCUGACGUCAACAUCAAGCACUCUGGAAGAGAUGACGCCUCACGUUACGAUGACCACCCCCCAAUUGGAGGGUGAGUAACUACACUGGGCCCUUGGGGUGGUCUACUAAGGGAGGGUUGUCACCCUAUUCCAAAUAGGCCCUACCCAUUAGACCUGAAAUAAUUGGAUAGAUGUAGCAAUUUAUGGGGAAAAUAAUCUGACAGCAAGAUGGAUUUACUACCAUAUCCAAUUAUUUUAGAUCUAUGCAAGUCUAGAGGGUAUGGGCUAGUGGUAGAUUUGGGAUUGGACAUUUUGUGGUUUGACUGACUUGAUAUUUUCUGUAGAGGUUUGUCAGUUGACUUAUUUUUGCCCUUCUCUUCACCUCAGGGAACGAGAGCGCGAACGUGGACCUGAGCCCAGAGGGGAGCGCAGAGAGCGCAGCCGUGAACGCGAACGGGGGGGGGAGAAAGAGCGCGGUGGCGAGAGACGGAGGUCCCGGUCCCGGGAAAGACGCAGGCGCAGCUCCCGCUCCAGAGAGAGGGAGAGGGGUGACAGGGGUCUGGGCCUGGCAGUGCCCGGAGAGGAGAGCGUAGGGGGUAGCAGGAGGAGAGACCGAGAGAGGGAGCGGGGGGGAGGAGGGCCAGGGGGAGACAGUCGUAGCAGGGAGAGGAGCAGAGACAAGGGCGAAAGGAAGAAGAGGAGCCGCAGCCGAGAGCGCAAGCGAGACCGGGAGAGAGGCAAGGGUGGCGAGGGGGAUGAGGGCAUGGGGCUAGGAGAAGGUAUGAUGGGGGAGGGAGGAGAGAGGAUGCCUGAAGAGCCUAGUGUGGGUGAGGAAGGGGGAGAGGUGGGAGAGGAGCGCGGCGGGAGGGAGCGGGACCGUGACCGGAGGCGCAGCCACAGGGACAAGGACCGCGAUAGGGACCGGGAGAGGCACAGGGGGGAUAGGGAGAAAGACAGGGAGCAUAAGAGAGACAGGGAGCGGGGUGGCGGGGAGCGCAGGGAGGACCGGCAUGGCUCUCUCCUGCUCCCCUCGGCCAAGCAGGACGACGUGGGUAACGGGGAGGAGGGCGACGCGCCACCCAAGCCAGAGGAGAACAGCCAGGAUGGGUUGAUGGACCAGGAGUCGGUGCAGUCGGGGGAGGGCUAUGUUUCCAACGAGAACGGCUACAAGAUGGAGACCCAGGCAGACGAGUACUAA